AUGGAUAAGGACAGCACUAGGCUGCAGGCUCCCUCAGGAUGGGCAAUCCAGCACAAAUGCAAAACCAAAUUCUUCCGUCGUUUGGCCGUGUUCGCUGCAUUGGCGUUAUCUCUUGCGUCACUCAACCACCUGAGCUUAUCAUUCAACGAGGAAGAAGCUACUCCUGCGCAUAUAGCCACAGCAAUCUCGCGUUGUCAAUACCUUGCAAGAGAGCCAGGCCCUCCCUCCGACUUUCACCAAAGAACAUCUUCCGACCGGUAUGAAGUAGGAACAAAAGCAACGCUAAUCAUAAACGCUAAGAUAUGGACCGGAGAGCACAAUGGAACCGAGGUUAUUGACGGUGGCAUACUUAUGGACAAGGGUGUUAUCGUCGCUAUAGGGCGAAUCAAUCCAGGAUUAAUUCAAUCCUACAAGGAUCUGGUCAUAACCGACGUCCAUGGCUCUUGGGUAACACCUGGAAUAGUUGACAUGCAUUCCCAUCUUGGAGAUGCCUCCUCUCCAGAACUUGCUGGUGCUAUAGAUGACAACUCAGAAAAGGGUCCAAUCGAAGCUUGGCUUCGUAGUCUUGAUGGUCUCAAUACUCAUGACGACUCUUAUCCACUCUCCAUAUCUGGAGGUGUCACAACCUCCCUCGUACUUCCAGGUUCUGCAAACGCCAUCGCCGGACAAGGGUUCGCCAUUAAGCUUCGCAAAACAGCUGAACAUUCUCCAACGUCAAUGCUACUGGAGCCGCCCUAUACAGUCAAUAGUUCAUUCCCAGAUUAUAGCAUUACGCCGAGAUGGCGACAGUUGAAACAGGCCUGUGGCGAAAAUCCUAGCAGUGUAUACUCCCAGACGCGUAUGGACAACUUGUGGUCUAUGCGUGAAGCUUACGACAAAGCGAGAACCAUAAAGGAAGAACAGGAUGCUUACUGCUCUGCAGUUCUUAACGGACAACACCAGGGUCUUGGUAAAUUCCCAGAUGAUCUCAAAUGGGAAAUGCUGGUGGACGUACUCAGAGGUAGAGUCAAGGUGCAAACUCAUUGCUAUGAGGCGGUCGAUCUUGACGCGUUAGUUCGGCUAUCAAACGAGUUCAAGUUCCCUUUAGCCGCAGUACACCAUGCGAGCGAGGCAUAUCUGGUUCCCGAGCUGUUGAAGAAAGCUUAUGGUCAAGCCCCUGGUGUAGCUCUCUUUGCCACCAACUCUAGAUAUAAGAGAGAGGCCUACAGAUCCUCCGAGUUUGCACCCAGAAUACUAGCGGAGAAUGGUAUCAGCGUCGCCAUGAAAAGUGACCACCCCGUUCUCAAUUCGCGCUACCUUCUUUACGAAGCACAACAAGCACAUUUCUACGGUAUGCCUACUAAUUUGGCUCUGGCAUCGGUCAUAAGCACUCCUGCUCGACUCCUGGGACUUGACCACCGCGUUGGUUAUGCCAAAGAAGGUUGGGACGCAGAUGUUGUCGUAUGGGAUAGCCAUCCAUUGUCCCUCGGAGCUACACCGAUGCAAGUUUACAUUGACGGGAUAUCGCAGCUAAAGUCUCCUCAUGUUAUUUCCAAGCCCCAGGAGUUCCAGAAGGUGCCUGAGGUGCCAAAUUUCGACAAGGAAGCAGCAACAGUUGUCGAAUACGAAGGCCUCCCACCUUUACAACAAAGAAAGUCUGUGUCAGGCCUUGUGUUAUUCCGUGGUGUCAAAACAUUCUUUUUGCGUGGUGAGGGGUCGGUUCGUGAGGUGUCCAUGACACAAGACGAUAUCUCAGGCGUCGUCGUAGUCAAUAACGGUGCCAUAUUUUGUUCUGGACCUAUGGCAGACUGUUCAUCCUCGUUUUCCGAAUCGGAUGCGGAGAUCAUUGACCUUAAGGGAGGCUCAAUCUUUCCAGGUUUAGUUUCCUUCGGGUCGCCUCUUGGAACAUCAGAGAUAGAAGCAGAAGACUCUACCAACGAUGGUAAUGUCAAUGACCCAUUGACUGCCAAGGUACCAAGUAUUAUCGGAGGUGACGAGGCCCUCAUCCGAGCAGUGGAUGGUCUACAAUUUGGCACUCGUGAUGCUCUCCUUGCCUACCGCGCUGGCGUGACGCUGGGUAUCACAGCGCCUAGCCAUAAUGGGUUUUAUGCAGGCUUAAGCACUGCGUUCUCUUUGAGUGCCCCUCACAAGCUACACCCUGGUGCCGUCGCUCAGGAUGUCGCUGGUCUGCAUGUCGCCGUACGGCAUUUCGAUAAUGGUCCGAGUGUGAGCACCCAAAUCGCCACCUUGCGCCGCUUACUUCUUCACCCUGUGGGUGGAGAAUCAGGGUAUUGGUUCAAAGAAGUGACGAAGGGUAACGUACCGCUCGUCAUCGAGGCACAUAGCGCAGACAUUAUAGCAACCCUCGUGCGACUGAAAAUGGAAGUCGAAGAAGCAAAGGGAAGAACCAUCAAGUUAACCAUAACUGGAGCUUCAGAGGCACAUAUCCUGGCGAAGGAGCUCGGAGAGGCUGGCGUUGGGGUCAUCCUAUCGCCAGUCAGGCCAUUUCCAACAUUGUGGGAGGACAGACGAAUUUUACCAGGCCCCCCUCUAUCGCAACAAUCUUCGGUAUCGAAACUCGUUACCAACAACGUCACGGUGGGUAUUGGUGUGGUGGAGAUCUGGGAAGCUCGAAAUGCCCGUUUUGACCUAGCUUGGGCUUCCCUAGAAGCUGGUGGAGAAAUAGAAAUAUCGAAGCAGGAAGCUAUUGCAUUAGCAUCGACGAACAUCGAGAAGUUGGUUCUAGGGUACACCCGUCCAACCCUGUCAACGGAAUUAGUUGUCACAGAGGGAGGCGAUCUGUUUGACCUGAGUAGUAAAGUGGUUGCAGUAAUUAACCCUUCUCAACAUGCAGUAGAGUUUCUCUAG
Molecule: messenger RNA, 2847 nt
Organism: Serpula lacrymans var. lacrymans S7.9
Lineage: Eukaryota; Fungi; Basidiomycota; Agaricomycetes; Boletales; Serpulaceae
Exons: 17
Coding region: 1-2847 (948 amino acids)
Biological process (GO): purine nucleobase catabolic process
Cellular component (GO): cytoplasm
Molecular function (GO): allantoinase activity
Source: RefSeq, a predicted model, not a curated record